AUGAUAACUUGUGUUUGUAUUUCAGGGAAAACGAGCGAAUCGCUCGAAGCAAAUUUUGCUUGCAAAGGAGAGCUGACUGUGUUCACCUUCGGUGAUUAUAAGACUCGUACUCAAAACAGCACACGGGAAAACAAUGUAGUAAAUGUCACUGUUAAAUCAAAAACAAGCCACUUGGCCGUGAGAUGUCGAAAUUAUCACGAGAAACCGUGGCUUAUAGGAAGUGUAAGCAACGGCCUAGUUACCGACACACGAUGGAAAUGUAUUGGUCUGAAAAGAGGCGAGUCGGCUCAGAUCCUAUUUUGGCGCAAGACAGCGGAUGUCAGCCAUUGGCCUCAGGCCUUUGCAAUCCAUACAAAACGAGAAGAUAGUCUCUGGGGAAAGAUCCCGGGUAUCAGUGAGGACGCAUUAUGGAUUUCUACAGUAGAGGAAGAUCAUGUGAGGCUUUUUUGCCGGCGGAAAUUAUCUGAUUUGGCUCCAGUAAUGACAGAGGUGUUGUCUGAGGGUACGUGUGUUAAAUUUACUGAUAAGGGUUAAUGAAAACAAAGGCAAAAGACAGUGGCACUCGUGCGAGUAAUGCAUCUGUCGGUGAUUGAAAGUGUGAGGUGCCUAUUUCAGAGCAAAACUUUGCAUAACAAGCAAACUCAUUACGAGGACUGAAUUGGACUCGUAAACUCUGGGUACUGAAACAAUAUGGUUAAUUUAACGAGGAUUAACAAAAUCUGAGUCGUAAUUUACGGAGACUACUAUAUGUUUGAGCGCUGAUUAUAUUUAGCAAUUGCGAACUCAGUCACACAAUUACUUAAAACUUGCACCAUUAAAACGUGGGCAAGAAAGAUGAGAUAAACUAAUCAGGAUAGGCUUAGUCCAGUCAAGUUCAUGGAAUUCAGUUUGCCUCAUAAUAACAUACCUGAAAGAAUUACACGCUUCUGAUUUGUUAAAGACGAGUGCAUUUUUCACGUAACACGAGUGCAAGUUUGUCUUUCCUGAAGAUUUCGUCUUACGGGUUCGUGCAAUUUUUGCUGUCUUAGACAAAUUUGCUAGUGCUUAUAAACACCAAAUUCCGCUCGAAAUCAUGUUACUACCUUUACUAAACAUCAAAAGAUAAUAAUCUCCUGUUAACAUGCAUGUGACAGUUUCCUUACUCUCCUAGAGGGCGUGGCCCUUCUGUGUUAAACCAUGCACCUUUUUUCCCGUUUACAGGGAUCUUUCAGGCUACUAUUAAUGAUGUAGGUCACUCAUUACGUAACCACACUCAGAGUCAGCAUCAGGUUAGCGACGUUAGGGAAUGUUUCGAGAAGUGCCUUUCUGAUCCCCAGUGCCUGUCGUUUAACUUACAGCAUGAUUCAGCACUACCCACAAGGAGUUGCGAGUUGAAUGGAGUAACAAAAGGACAAGAUCCAUGGAAUUACGUCAGAAGGCCUGGUUACACAUACUAUGACAGAGUUUGA
This is a messenger RNA of Pocillopora meandrina, 1448 nucleotides long. NCBI's taxonomy places the organism in Eukaryota, Metazoa, Cnidaria, Anthozoa, Scleractinia, Pocilloporidae. The record is from the annotation of a GenBank genome assembly.